AUGGAAGAUCUAUCACACUCCCUAGGAGGAGGCCUUUCACCUGUAUUGUACGUUGUCUCUGGGCCCUUCAAACCUGUUCUGCUCCUGGGGAUCGGGCAGCGUUACAGACGGUGCAGCCAGUGGCCUUCAGAGAAACCCGUCGUGGAAGAAGCUCCCUCGCAGAGCUCUGCUCUGUCUCGGCAGGGCUCCUCCCGUUCCUUGGGAGCUGAGGCUCGUGCGUGCGAUGCCCCUGGGAGCAAGGCUGGGGCCGUGCCUACGCCUGCCCAGACAGGCAGCAUUCUUCUGAAGGCAGCUGUGCACAAGGAGAGGAAAGCACCAGAAAUAUCUUCAUUCUUGUGUCAGGAGAACAGCAGCUUUCCUGAAUCCUACCAACACAACGGGAAGGAAACGUUUAAGUGCAGCCGGGCUGUCCGAGCUGCUCUGCUCGGCGCCCCGGGACCUCCCCGACCAGCGAGGGAGAGCAGGCAAGGGCUGAGCGCGGAGGCUCCGCCCGGCGCUUCGCUUCUGAAGAGCUCCCAGCUCGCCGAUCACAAAGCCGCUCUUACAGCCCUUAUUCAAACAGUUCAGCUCCAGGGUGCCAAGAGGUGGCUGGAGUGGAGGAGAGAGGUUGAACUGCUCUCCGACGUCGCCUACUUCGCCCUCAGCACUCUGUCAGGUUACCAGACGCUGGGUGAAGAGUACGUUAACAUUGUUCAAGUUGACUCUACCAAGAAAAGGGUACCUUCCUUUCUUCGGCGGGCCAUCUUCGUUUCUCUUCAUACUGUAGUACCUUAUUGCUUAGAAAAGGGAUUACUGCAUCUGGAACACGAGCUGCAGAGAGAAGCUGAUGAGCCCAGAACCUCGCAGAGCAACCCAGCGCUUGGCUUAUCCAGUAGGACCUUAAUGCGAAACUGGAUACAGAAACAAGUUGGGGAGCUUACAGAACAGCAGAAGAAAACAGUUUUACAAAUUGUGUAUGUUCUUAAGCAAUGCAUACCUUUGCUUCAUCGACUACAUCUGGCAGUAUUCUACAUAAGGGGCACUUUUUAUCACCUGUCUAAAAGAAUCACAGGAAUCACGUAUCUGCAUUUUGGAGGACUGCAAGGAGAAGAUCAGAGUAUUCGAUCAAGUUACAAGUUUCUUGGAAUAAUUUCACUCUUCCAUCUUCUUCUGACAAUUGGUGUUCAGAUGUACAGCUUCAAACGGAAGCAGAGAGCAAGGCAGGAAUGGAAACUACACCGUAACCUAGCUCAUCAGAAAACUACAACCAAGGAGAAAACUGCUGGGCGCCACUCCCGCUGCACUUUGUGUUUGGAAGAACGGAGACACGCGACAGCCACACCUUGCGGCCACCUGUUCUGCUGGGAAUGCAUUACGGAGUGGUGCAACACCAGGACAGAAUGUCCAUUGUGCAGAGAGAAGUUUCCUCCUCAGAAACUGAUCUACCUACGUCACUAUCAGCUGUAAAAGAAAAAAUCGAUGCUGUUUCACAAGGGCCUCAGCUCUCACACCCUCUGUGAAGUUGCUGUACAGCUUGAGUUAGUCCAAGAAAAAGACUUUAUUAUAAAACUGGUAACUGCCUGUGCAAGGUGGCACACUUCAUGCCUGUUUUACAGAAUAAAUCUAUUUCUGCCUCU
Opisthocomus hoazin is the source of this 1616-nucleotide messenger RNA. The record is from RefSeq and is a predicted model, not a curated record. Lineage: Eukaryota; Metazoa; Chordata; Aves; Opisthocomiformes; Opisthocomidae.